Quercus lobata is the source of this 501-nucleotide messenger RNA. RefSeq lists its product as uncharacterized. Lineage: Eukaryota; Viridiplantae; Streptophyta; Magnoliopsida; Fagales; Fagaceae. The transcript has a single exon. Bases 1 to 501 code for a protein of 166 amino acids. The record is from RefSeq and is a predicted model, not a curated record.
AUGUCGGUGGACAGGCUUCCCGCUGAAGCUGAUGAUAGGGAGUCCAAGAGGGCUAGAGGGAUGGCCACACCCCUAAUCGGAUUCUCGGAUGAGGAUAAACUAGGAACCCUCCUACCCCACGACGAUGCCCUAGUCGUCACGCUUAGGAUUAGGGGAUACGACGUGAAGAGGGUGCUAGUUGAUCAGGGUAACGCCGUGGAAGUAAUGUAUCCCGACUUGCACAAAGGAUUAAAGCCAAAACUAGAGGACCUGACAGCAUACGACUCCCCUUUGGUGAGUUUCGAGGGAAAAACCGUCACUCUGAAAGGCAUGAUUAGGCUGCCUAUACAAAUAGACUCGGACGUGGUAGAGGUAGACUUCAUAGUGGUAGAUUCAUACUCCCCCUACACCGCCAUUGUAGCCAGACCAUGGCUUCAUGCUCUAGGGGUUGUGUCAUCAACCUUACACCAAAAGGUGAAGUAUCUAUCGGAAGGUCGAGUGAAAGAAGUAAUAGGGAACUAA